This is a messenger RNA of Exophiala dermatitidis NIH/UT8656, 1578 nucleotides long. Its product is annotated as MFS transporter, DHA1 family, multidrug resistance protein. NCBI's taxonomy places the organism in Eukaryota, Fungi, Ascomycota, Eurotiomycetes, Chaetothyriales, Herpotrichiellaceae. Bases 1 to 1578 code for a protein of 525 amino acids. The record is from RefSeq and is a predicted model, not a curated record. Gene Ontology annotation, molecular function: transmembrane transporter activity. The transcript has a single exon. Gene Ontology annotation, biological process: transmembrane transport.
AUGGACACGAUAGAACGGAUAUUGUCUCGACCCGUGGCCAAACCGUACCGGUCCAAAAAGCUCGAUCCGACGGUCGAGCCAUACCUGAAUGAAAAUGGCCAUGUCGACUUCUUCCCGGGGGAUCUGGAAAACCCCAAGGAAUGGUCGACGGUGCGGCGAGGAUAUUGUACGGUGAUUGCAGUUCUGCUGGUGGUCAACGCGACGUUUGCAUCUUCCAGUCCUUCGGGAGCGCUGGUAGGCAUCGCCAGACAUUUCGACGUCUCCGAAGAGGCCGCCGGGUUGGUCAUUACCUUGUUCCUGUUGGGUUACUGUGCGGGACCUCUGAUCUUUGCACCGUUGUCUGAAUUCUACGGCCGACGAUGGGUGUUUUACACCACAUUCACUGCCUACGUAGCGUUCAAUUUCCUCUGCGCGUUUGCGCCCAACUUUGCCUCGUUGCUCAUCGGUCGCCUUCUGACGGGCACUUUUGCCAGCGCUCCUCUGACUAACGCUCCUGGAGUGUUGGCCGACCUUUGGGGACCAGUGGAAAGAGGAAAUGCCAUGGCGGUCUUCAGCAUGAUGACCUUCGUGGGUCCGGCACUGGGUCCGGUGGUUUCUGGAUUUCUGGAGUUGACAAAGGACUGGAGAUGGACAUUCUACGUUCUGUUGUGGUUGGGGGGCGCCACGGAAGUCUUGAUGUUGACCAUCCCGGAGACAUUUCCACACGCAGUUCUAACCAACAAAGCACGACGACUACGGGCGACUGGAGCCCCUGGCUGUCAGAACCUGAUGUCUCCAGCCGAAGCGCAGGGACGCAACCUGCAGGACCUGUUCAAAGUGGCCUUGGUCCGACCUUGGCAGAUCUUGUUCGAUCCGAUUUCGCUGUUGGUGGCCAUCUACGUCUCGAUCGUUUACCUUUUGCUCUACAUGCUCUUCACCAUUUAUCCCAUUGUGUUCCAGCAGAAACGAGGAUGGAAUUCCGGGGUUGGCGAACUGCCGUUGAUCGGGACGGCAAUCGGCGCAUGCAUCGGCGGCGGCAUCAUAUUCUAUGUUUCUUCACGCGACAAAAAGAAAAUCCUGGCCGGCGAGCCUCGUCGACCGGAGGAUCGGUUGCCUGUGACCAUGCUGGGAGGUGUUCUUUUCGCCGUCACCAUGUUCUGGUUCGCAUGGACUGCAGAGUACGACAGCAUUCACUGGUUUGUGCCAACCCUUGCGGGCACUUUUCUGGCCACUUCGAUCCUUUUGAUCUUUGUCGGCUUCCUCAACUACCUCACCGACACGUAUCUGAUGAUGACUGCGAGCGCCAUGGCGGCAAAUACCAUUGUUCGAUCGGCCUGCGGGGCAGCCGCGCCAUUGUUCACACAGUACAUGUUCAACGCGUUGGGUGUUGGUGGAGGAGGCUCGCUAGUUGGAGGAGUUGCAGUGCUGCUGGUUCCGAUCCCGUUCGUCUUCUACAAGUACGGUGAAGGCAUUCGAAAGAGAAGCAAAUUCGCACCGACGCCAAGUCCUAGCGACGAGGAAAAGCAGGAGCCUGAACAUCGUGGGACUGUUCCAGUUGAGACCGAGUCAAGUAGUUUGUCAGUCUCAAAUAGCGGCUGA